AGAAGUCUAUUAUUGAUUUUACAUAGUUAACAGUUUGCAAGAUCUAGUACAAAAGUUAUUGUAAUAUAUAAAACAACAAGGUUAGGAAUUUUCGACUGUAUCCGUAACAGCUGAUAUGUAUAUUUAGAGGAAACAAAGAACGCAUUUAGUAUUUAAAAAAAGUAAUGCACAAUGUCUCCUGACCCUACACAACAACCAAUCGAGGAAGCAUUAACUGCAGCAAAUGUACAAUUUGAAGCUAGAGCAGUAACUGAAUCAGAUAGUGAAGAUGAUGAUGUAGGAAUGGCAGGAUACGAACCCUUGUCUCAAAUACCUACAGAUAGCGAUCCAAUGUUAUACGAAGACGAAGAUGAUGAAUGGGUAUCUAACAAUGAUGAACCUAGUCAGACAUUGUCACUACCGACAUUAGAUUCCCAUCAUGAUUGUAUGUCAGAGACAAUUGAAGUUUGGUCAUCUUCUCGUAAUCGAUCGAACAUUGAUAUGGAUGCAGAUAAGAUCAAUCAAGUGAAAUCAAUGAUGGCAUCUUUCACUCUACCGACAACAGCAAUUCCAGAUUGGGCAAACACUAUAUCUGAAGAACAAUGGAAGGAACAACUGAUUGGACGCAUUAAGGAAAUGCAAAAUAGGGAAGCUUAA
Messenger RNA from Dufourea novaeangliae, 636 nucleotides. RefSeq names its product male-enhanced antigen 1. Lineage: Eukaryota; Metazoa; Arthropoda; Insecta; Hymenoptera; Halictidae. Gene Ontology annotation, biological process: spermatogenesis. The transcript has 3 exons. The record is from RefSeq and is a predicted model, not a curated record. Bases 172 to 636 code for a protein of 154 amino acids.